Messenger RNA from Lolium rigidum, 1800 nucleotides. Its product is annotated as WEB family protein At2g38370-like. The transcript has 2 exons. The coding region runs from base 1 to 1800 and encodes 599 amino acids. The record is from RefSeq and is a predicted model, not a curated record. Lineage: Eukaryota; Viridiplantae; Streptophyta; Magnoliopsida; Poales; Poaceae.
AUGACCGGCGAGGUGCUGCACGACAUGCCCCCGGCGGCCGCGGUCGGCGGCGGCAGGGCGGAGAUCGACACCUCGGCGCCGUUCGAGUCGGUGCGCGAGGCCGUCGACCGCUUCGGGGGCAGCGCCGCCUGGAGCUCCCACCUCGUCCGCCGCAUCUUCGCCCACCACAAGAAAGAGGACCAGCGUGCGGUUGGGGCUGAGGACGACGAGCAGUGCGUCAGCCUGGAGGAGCAGACCGCGCAGCUGGAGAAGGAGCUCGGGGUCAAGGAGAGGGAGACGCUUGAUGUGCUCAAGGAACUGGAGUCCGCCAAGAGGGUUAUCGCGGAUUUGAAGCUCAAGAUACUCAAGAAAACAAUUGAGAUACUGCAACCUGCACAACCUGAAGAGAAGCUGCAGCCGGAGGAGGGUAACUGCUGUAUCGCUGACACUGCAGAACAUGAAGAAGAGAAGCUGUCUGAGGGAAAUGCUGAAGCUGAUGUGGAGAUGUGUGGCAGUCUCAGCGAACAAGAGAAGAAGCCUGCGGACAGCUGCUGUAUCACUAAAGUACCCACGGCAGAACCUGAACAAGCGAAGCUGUUUGCCGGAAAUGCUGCAGCUGAUGUGGAGAUGUGUGGCGGUCUCGAUGAACACUCACGGCAGCAGCACCCUGCCUCGGUUCUCAUGGAGCUUGAGCGGGCAAAAUCAAACCUCAACAGAACCACGAGCGAUCUGGCUGCCAUAAGAGCCUCCAUCGAGUCGCUGCGCAACGACAUUCUGACGGAGAAGAUCUUGGUGGAGAGACGCCGAGAGAAGGUGUCCUCUAAUGCCACAUUGGUGUCUUCUCUGGAGGAGGAGCUGGACCAGACCACACAGAGGCUGCAGACGCUCAAGGAUCUGCAGAGAAGGCGCCAAGACCCCUCGGACAUUUUCAUCGAGAUCAGGAGGAUGACGUCAGAGAUAGAACAGCUCAGGAAUGCAGCAAACGCGUCGAAAGCUGAAGCCAUGAUGCUAGCUGCCGAAAUUGAGCAGACCAAGGCCACCAUCGGCACUGCUGAAGUGAGGUGCCUUGCAGCCAAGAAGAUGGAAGAAGCAGCAAGAGCAGCUGAAGCUCUUGCGGUUGCCGAGAUCAAAGCCCUACUUAGUAGCGAAGCAUCGGCUGAAGAUCUCCAUGGCACAGAUGGAGUGAGCCUUUCAGUGGAAGAGUACUUUGAGCUGGCUUCGAAGGCUCGAGAGGCAGAUGAGACCUCAAGGAACAAGGUUGCAACUGCCAUGGUCCAUGUUGACGAAGCCAACCAAUCAAAGUCAGAGUCACUUGCAAGGCUGGAGGAGGCCAAACUGGAGGUUGAGGAAUGCAAGAAUGCACUACAGGAGGCCCUGAAGAGGGUUGAUACCGCCAACCGAGGGAAGUUUGCAGCGGAAGAGACCCUUCGCAAAGGGCGAUACGAGAGUGGACACAAGAGGCGCUCGCUCCGUGGCUCUCCCAAGUUCAAACAUGCAGCACAUCGUCAUAAAGAUUCUCAUUGCACGGAUAUUGUUGAUGUUUCAAGCAACUCCCUGAAGCCGACACUGUCGAUCGGGCAGAUACUGAGUAUGAAGCUAAUGGGGCCUGAUGGGUAUGACAAAAGCGUCUCAGACGAUACGAGCGAAACUUCCAAUGUCUCCCUUGGUCAGAUCCUGAACAGGAGGCAGGCGAUCUUGUAUAACAGUGAUACAAGUGCUAACAAGAAUUUCUCUGGAAAGAGAAAGAAGUUUGCCUUCACUGGACUUUCAGUUUUCUUGGCAAAACAAGCUAAGAGCAAGAAGAAGAGAGGAUCUGAUUAA